AUGCAUUGUGAUGCUAGUGCUUUCACAUGGGGGCUCUCAGUGUCCAUCAGCUGCCGGUUUGGAACAGCGUCUCUUGCUGCAGCAAGCAUCCCCAUACCUUUGAACUUCCAGAGAGGUUCUUCAGGAAUGUCAUUAAUAUCUGACACUGAGGGAAGUUGGCAGGAUUCUUCACAUCCUUCCCUCCUACACUUUGGAAUUGAUAAAAGGAGCAAAGAGUUGACAUCAGGUGUACUAUCCACAAUGAGUAAGGCACAUCCACCAGAGUUAAAAAAGUAUAUGGAAAGGAGACUUUCCUUGAAGCUUAAUGGUGGCCGUACAGUGAGUGGCAUCCUACGAGGAUUUGAUCCUUUCAUGAACCUUGUUAUAGAUGAAUGUGUUGAGGAAACAAAGAGUGGUGAAAGGAAUCCCAUUGGCAUGGUUGCUGUCCGUGGCAACAGUAUUGUUCUCCUUGAAGCAUUAGACCGGGUUUUUCACACUACCACAGGUAUGAAUUUGAAAAAAGGUUUUUCACACUACCACAGGUAUGAAUUUGAAAAAAGGUUUUUCACACUACCACAGGUAUGA
Molecule: messenger RNA, 564 nt
Organism: Acanthosepion pharaonis
Lineage: Eukaryota; Metazoa; Mollusca; Cephalopoda; Sepiida; Sepiidae
Source: the annotation of a GenBank genome assembly